CUUUAGUCGCAGAUUGACUUGUUGCUCGAUUGGUUUGUCGGUUUUAUUUGUUUGCAGACUCGAAAAUCCGAGUUUCGGCCAGAAGUGAUUUCAGUAAACAUCAAUCAGACACGCAACACAUCCCAUAUACCUACAUACCAUAGUUUAUUUAUACAUUAAUCAUCAACCAACAUUGACGCCGACGCCAGUUAUCAUUCGCGAGUGUCAUCAUUGCCGGCUGUAGCAGCACUUCAACACCUAUUCAUCCAAAAAGCAAAAACAACAACAUCAACACAUUCCAAGUCGUCUACCGACAUCACUGCUUCACUGUCAUUUAUUCGCUAGUCACUCAAGCCACCAACCAACCAACCAGCCAGCCAGCCAUCCAUCUGUUUGCCUUGUCUGUUGUAAGAAAAGCAAAGCAAGUCAGCGAAUUAUAAUUUUUGGUGGUUUAAUUAUGCAUCGACCCAAGCAAAACAAUCUGAAGGUACACGAUUGAAGACGAAAAUGUCACUCUCUCCCUUGUAAUAAAGGCGCACUACUGUAAUUGGCAACAAACGCACCGAAUUUGCCCACCAUUAAGACCUGCAACCAUUCAAUGGCUUAUACGACGUCGACCAAGGCGACCCUGAAUUGACAAAACAUCAGUGAGAGUGAGUGACAUACAAAAGCCCAGAAAGCGAAAUAAAUAAACGCGCGCACGCGUACAAACCAAAUAAAUAGUGACGAAGGCCUGUGCAGUGAAAAGAUCUAUGGACUAAAAUGGAUUACAGUUAUCGACUUUUAUGGCUCUUUUGCAUUUCAUUUGGCACAAUUUUGUUCUCCUUCGUGUCACUCCAGGAUAUCGCAAGUCCGGUUUUUCAAAACCACAAAACGAAAGAAUGGACAAACUUAGAUAACAUCACAUUUUCAUUCGAUUGUACGAAGCGUCCAGUCGGAUUCUAUGCAGAUAUGGAAUACAACUGUCAGAUAUUUCACAUGUGCGACGAAGAGGGAAACCGUAUCCCACACCUAUGUGCCAAUGAAACAUCAUUCAAUCAGGAAUAUCGGAUUUGUGAUUGGGAUUACAAUUUUAACUGCACGGAAUCUCCUAAAUGGUUUUACUUGAAUGAACUCACUUAUGCCACAGAACCCCCGGACGAAGACGAGGACUAUUAAAGGGCCGCGUUGCCUUGGCCUUUGAUAACUCAAUGAAAAUGUGUUCCUGACGCAGUACCCAGCAAGGGAUGGCCCAAAGUAAUACUCCAACGGGGUGAAUAUCCAAAUCUGUAAACAAGUGUAAAAAACUUAAUAACCGUCAAUAUAAAUUGAUGUAUGUAUAAAUGUUGUAUGUAUUUAAUGUGUGUAAGUUUAUUUUAUUUUGCAUAGCUUUUGUAAAUUUGUCACUAUCGUAUUUCUGUCCACCUACAACUGUAAAUCGAAACUCAACUGUUGUGUAGUGUAAUAAUACCUUUCAUGCAAAUGAAAAUGUUGUUGAUAUUUUAGCCAAUAAAUAGUGUGUUGAAAAUGUUGUAAAUUUAUUAAAUAUAAA
Messenger RNA from Musca domestica (house fly), 1510 nucleotides. RefSeq lists its product as uncharacterized. The record is from RefSeq and is a predicted model, not a curated record. The transcript has 6 exons. Gene Ontology annotation, molecular function: chitin binding. Gene Ontology annotation, cellular component: extracellular region. NCBI's taxonomy places the organism in Eukaryota, Metazoa, Arthropoda, Insecta, Diptera, Muscidae. The coding region runs from base 742 to 1137 and encodes 131 amino acids.